UUUCUCUAAACAGGGUGUCUUUCUGGAAAAGGUUGGCAUUUGCCACAGGUAUAGGGCCUGGAGGGUCCUAAUCAAUGGAAUCCCACCAAUGAAUGAUUCACGGCUAAUUAUCAAGGAUCUGAUUUUCGAUGAAGUGCCAGUGAGGGUGUACUAUCCAAAAACUUCACCUGCUGGGAACAGAAGGGGAGUGCUGUAUCUUCAUGGAGGAAUUGGCUUGAUGGGGAGUUUCCAAGCGUAUGAAAGGAUGAGUCGCUUCAUUUCACGAGAAAGUGAUUCUGUGGUUGUGACGAUUGGAUACCGUUUAGCCCCAGAACAUCCAUACCCAGGCCCUUAUUUGGACUGCCGCACUGCUGCAAUACACUUUUUGAAGAACGCAAAAGAAUAUGGAGUCGACCCCAAUCGUAUCAUCGUUUGUGGGGAUAGUAGCGGAGGCACCUUAGCUGCUGCACUUUGUCAAGAACUGGCAUCAAGGACGGAUCUCCCAAGGCUGCGUGCCCAGAUCUUGCUGCACCCAUUCCUCCAGGCAGUGGACUUUAGUUUGCCUUCUUACCAGCAAAACCAUUCAGUUCCUAUCCUGUUCAAGAAACUGGCUAUUAAACAUGGCUUCUUUUAUCUCACUGGGAAAUAUGUCAACCUGGAUAAAAUUAUGAAGAAUGCCCACGUUCCUGUGGAUUUAUGGGUGAAGUACAGAAAAUGGAUCAGCGCAGACCUUAUUCCAGAAGAAUUUAAGGUCAGGGGCUACGUGCCACUGGUCCCUGAUCCAUUUUCAGAAAACCUUUAUGAAAUUGGCAAGCAAGCCUUUGAGCCCAUAUUUUCCCCACUUUUAGCAGAAGAUACAGUCAUCUGCCAGCUCCCUGAAAUGUUCCUUGUAACCUGCGAAUACGAUGUUCUCAGGGAUGAUGGACUGUUGUACAAGAAACGCCUGGAAGACAAUGGUGUGGCAGUGACAUGGCAUCAUGUAAAGGAUGGAUUCCAUGGAAUAUCAUUUGGAAUCGAUAACAGAUUAUUUGAAUUUCCAAGUACACGGGACAUUUUUCAACGUUUAAUGGACUUCUUAAAAGAUUUAUAGAACUAUAUAAUCCAUGUUAUUCUGUGCUACUGUUGGGAGGAAAUGGUGGGUGGAAAUAAUACAAUGAGACACAGAUAUGGGAUUUAAAUUUGGGCCACCUUCAUUGAAAGAUCUGUGAAGGGGGAAGAACCGAAGCUGACA
Messenger RNA from Elgaria multicarinata webbii, 1210 nucleotides. RefSeq names its product arylacetamide deacetylase-like 4. Gene Ontology annotation, molecular function: lipase activity; carboxylic ester hydrolase activity. The record is from RefSeq and is a predicted model, not a curated record. Gene Ontology annotation, cellular component: membrane. Bases 89 to 1069 code for a protein of 326 amino acids. NCBI's taxonomy places the organism in Eukaryota, Metazoa, Chordata, Lepidosauria, Squamata, Anguidae. The transcript has 3 exons.